Molecule: messenger RNA, 2599 nt
Organism: Chenopodium quinoa (quinoa)
Lineage: Eukaryota; Viridiplantae; Streptophyta; Magnoliopsida; Caryophyllales; Amaranthaceae
Exons: 9
Coding region: 1668-2273 (201 amino acids)
Source: RefSeq, a predicted model, not a curated record
UAGUUAUUCAUGUGUUACUCGGUUGGUUAUAAGUAACUUAUAAUAGUAAUCUUUGACCGACCAAGUAACUCUUUAAAUAAGUAACCCUUGAAUAAGUAAUUUCGUUUUUUUUUUUAUAUUAAUAAGCACCUUUAUAAUAUAACUUUUAUUAACUCAUUAUGUUAUACACUUAUACUGAUACUUAUAUAAAGUAUCACUUAAUCUUAAUUAACAAAUAAUGUAAGUUGACCGUAUUAAAAAAAAAAAAGUAGUUCACAGAUUAGGUAGCUAAUUACCCCAAACAAAAACAACUCACAAACACUAAUCCCCCUCACAAAUCCCAAAAUUGAUUAGGCGCCACUUUCUUUUUUAAUUAGCCGCCACUUAUUAAACAAUUUACCAAAACCUCAAAAUUCUCCUCAAAAAUCAGAAACCUUCCUAUUAAUUUUUUUUUUUCAGAAACCUUGUUUGCUUAAGGCAAAACCGUUCUUUCGAAGGACCCUAAUUCGAAGAUUCGUCUAACGCUCAGAAGAUCAAUUCUUGGACAAAAUUUCAAAUGAAUGAGUAUGAAAAAAAGAGGCUUCUUACAAUAGCAGCCAACAAAAACAGACUUAAGUCGUUGGGCAUAAAAAGAAUCGCAUCUUCUUUGACAAGCUUGGUUGAAGGGACAAAAAAAAAAAGAAAAAAAAAAGGAAAAAAAAUUGCUGGCAUGGAAGAUGGUGAAUAUGUUCCCACUAAUGAUGAGCUUGAGGAUCGGGAACGUGAAAUAGAACCUCAAAUCAGGUUUACAAGAAAGGUAUAAUAUGAACUAAUAAGUAUGAUUUAUUUAGUUUUUCAACCAACCUCUAUAGUUCUGGUAAUUUUUUGUUAAUUAAUUUUUAUCAAGCUAACAUAAGACAUUUGAGGGAAGGAAACAAAAAAGACAAUUUCAUUCCACCAAACUCAGUGGCAAAUUUUCUUAAGACGAACAAGAAAGCAUAAAACACAAUGGCCAUGGAUAUCUUAGAAAAAGAAAACGAUGAAAAAAUUGGAGAAACAAGGGAGAAUAAUAACACCGCUAAGGGGGGCUAUGAUGAAGAAGGACGACAGAUUGGUCAACCACUUGAACUUGAAGAUGCAUCUUUGGAUACUGAACCAUUGAACGACAAGGAACUCAUGACUGUACCAGAGAAUGAGGAACUUAACAUUUCAUCAGGUGCUGCUAAAAAAAAAGAGGAACGGUAUAUUGUAGAAAGCUUACCCUGUUACCUCCUGGGGAAAAACUGAAUGUGGAGUUUGACGAUGAUGGUGUGGCUAUUGGUGAUAAUGCUUCAUUAUUUUCUUUCUUCUUGGGUCAACAAGUUCGAAAUAAAGCUAUAUGUUCGGUACAAGUUAAAUGUUGGGACGAUUAUAAAUCUGAAACAUUAGACCAUUUGUGGGCUUGCAUCACGGAGAAGUGGUCAUUUGAUGACCCUGAAAAUAGGCGGGAGUGUGUUAUGAAACAUGCACAACGUUUAUUCAGAGGUGCUAGGAGCAAAUUGAAAUCAAAGUACUUUAAUGAUAAAAACUUGAAAACAAAAGAAGAUCGUCUCAAAAAUAAGCCUAGUCAUCUGACUAAAGUGGAAUGGAAGUUCUUGGUUGACUAUUGGAGUGAAGAGGCGGUUAUGGAGAAGAGCUAAAAAGCAAGUAAAAGUAGGGCACAACAGAAGAUGCCUCACUAUAAUGGCACUAAAAGCUUCGGUCGCACUAGACAAGAAAUUAAGAAGAAUGGCGGGAAGUGUUCUCGAGUUGAUGUAUUGGUUGCAACUCGUACAAGAAAAUCUGAGAAGGCUGUGAAUGCAAUCAAUUUGGCAAAUAACACUCAUGCAGUAGAUGAGAUAAACAAAUUAAAAGAACAAAGAGAGAAAGGUCUUAAUGAGAAAACAGAUGAGCAAAUUAUUCAGGAUGUGCUUGGCAAAGAUAUACAUGGGUAUUUGAAAGCAUAUGGACCUGGUAGAAGUAUUACGCAACAUUUUAAAGUAAAGCCCUCUCGAAUUGAUCUUACUCAAGAGGUGAAUGAAGUUAAAAAGAAAGCAGAUCAAGCAAUUGAAGAUGCAAGAAAAGAAGCUGAAAAUGCUAGAACAGAAGCAGAACAGGCUAAAUUAGAAGCUGAACAAGCCAAAAAAGAGGCGGAAGCUGUUAAGAAUGACGUGGACAGAAAAAUUGCUGAUAAUAAUGCAGUUUGGGAGAAGAAGUUUAGUCAACUUCUGGAUUUUCUUGGAGCAGGAAGUUCAUCAGGUUCUGAUGAUUCAGGAUGUCAAGGUUCAAAGGAAUGAAGACUUUGGUGAAGAGUCGGAAGGGCUCAAUGUCGUUCAGCAGCACAUCAUAUCUCACAAAUGCUCACAUAUGAGAUCCCCUAUUAAACUUGACUGGUUUUACGCUUCGAACAACAGCAACAAAUUGAUAUUUCUGGCCUUAUCAACUUCAGCUCAACAGAUCAUGUUAAGUUAAAGUAGAAGACAUGAACAUAAUUAUAGAUUGUAUUAAUCUAGUUUUUAGCGUAUUAUAAACACAAAUAAAAUAAAAGUUGUAACUUUUGUGUAUUUGUAUGUGAUUCUGCACUAAUUUCGCUUUAAUUAAUGCAAUUUUUUUUAUUAUACAA